Pezoporus flaviventris is the source of this 1047-nucleotide messenger RNA. Its product is annotated as BPI fold-containing family B member 3-like. NCBI's taxonomy places the organism in Eukaryota, Metazoa, Chordata, Aves, Psittaciformes, Psittacidae. The transcript is spliced from 6 exons. The record is from RefSeq and is a predicted model, not a curated record. Bases 11 to 289 code for a protein of 92 amino acids.
UUUCACCACCAUGGUGAGCAAUCUGCUGAACAGCUCCCUCCGGUCCCUCAUACCCGCGCUGCUCUGCCCGCUGGUGAACAUCUGGGUCAGCAUCAUCAACAUUAAGCUUCAAUUCCUCAACCGCGUCGUCUCCUUUGGGCUCCUGGGGAAAAUCCACUCGGCCCUUUCCAGUUUGCCGGUGUCGAGCGGGCACUACAUGGAGCUGGACCUGCAGAACUACCCAUUCCCAAGCGCCUUCAUCGACUGGCUCCUGCGCAUCACAGGCAUCAACCUCGGGGGCACUCCGUAGCCAUGGGGCCAGCAGCGCUGUGGGGUACCCCACGGCCAUUCCCACUGCUCCACCGUGAGGAGGAGGAGGAGGGAGGAGGAUUGCUGGAUACAUGGAGAACAGACAGGAAAAUAGAGAAACCCACCCAAGAAAACUCCCUGCUUCUUCUGCGUUACGUUUCAGACUGAUCACUGGAGUCUCGGUCCACCCCAGGGUUAGCAGUGCCAAGAGUUAUCUUUGCUGCUGCAUAGUGUGCCAAUGCACUGCUCCCGCUGGAUCCAGGGCAGCAGCCUCAGGCCAUGCCCACAUUCACUCCCGGUGUCACAGCCACAAGCCACUCAUUAGGGCACCCACUAACGAAGGUACAGCCUGACCCCAGCCCCUCCUCAAGCACCCCACGUUCUGCCUGGCCCUGGGCUGUGGUUUGGGCUGGGAAUUGCUCGGCACGGAGAAGCCUUUCCUGGUGCUGGACCAAGCCCCCCCUGGCUGGCAGUGGGGAUGUCAUCCCAUGCGGCUGCCCCAUGGGAGCCCUGUGAGUUUGCACCAAAUCCCUGUGAAGGGAGAGAAAAGGGACAAGCACCAGCGGCCUGUGGAGGCUUUGUCUUUGCUCUCCUUCUGCUCCGUGACGGGUUUACCAUUUCAAAAGGAAAUGUUGCUGCUUCCAGCGAUUUCAUCCUGUUAAAAAGAAGGCAGAAAAAGGCCUAAUCCAGCCCGUACGUGGCUGAUGCGUUCCCACACAGCUGUGCUUCCAGUGAUCAGAGGAAACGCUAUCCCGUCCU